This is a messenger RNA of Symbiodinium natans, 1359 nucleotides long. NCBI's taxonomy places the organism in Eukaryota, Dinophyceae, Suessiales, Symbiodiniaceae. The record is from the annotation of a GenBank genome assembly.
AUGCGGGCCGGCCAUGAUGUAUUGCUGAGCCUGAAGCUGUGGAGUCUCGGAAUCCUCGCAGUACGAGGAGGAUUCAACACAUGUGAGGCUUCACUGCAGCUUGACUCUCAGACGCAGGAUUGCAGCAUCUCCGAGACAGUGCCCUUCUCCGGUUCCAUGUUCCAGCAGAUGGCUGGCAAAGUGAACUCCACCGAAGCAUGCGCGGCACUUUGUGCCGGGGCGGCCCUUCAGGGAUGCGAAGCCUUCAUCUUCUGCAAGCCCGACGAGACUUCGCACGAGGUUGGGCUGUCGGUGGACUUCUGCAUGCUGCUGCAUGCAGUCCGAGAGGUGCCUGAUGACCGAAGCCCAUUCCCCGGCAGAUGCAGCUCUGGCCGCGCCUGCGCGUCUGAUUGUCGGGAUUUAGACUCUCAGCUAUCCCGCAUCUUUCCGGACGCUGAUGCUUCGCUAACUUCCAGCUGCUCGGAACUCAUUGGCCAUCAGCCUGGCAACUGCUGGUCGUCAUGGAAUGAUGGGAAGCGAGAGGAGGAAGCGACCGAUCCCGAUAUACGGCUGGUGCAGGCCCUUUGUCCGGAAAGCUGCCGGUCUUGUUCCAGUGCUGCGAUACGUGGCCUGUCAGUCGGUGGACGAAGCCACGCUACCGUGGCUGCAGCUGAGUUAGCUCGCAGGACGGAAUUGGUGCCUGCUACCCCUCAGUGCACAGUCGAACAGGGGGUGGUCUAUGAGGAUGUCGCUGGAUAUCUUUUCAAAUGGCGGGCCGUGCUCAAUGCCGAUAUUUGUGCCUCCUUGUGCUCAAGCAGCACAGACUGUCUUGCAUUCACCUUCUAUGCGGCAGACCACGCCGAGUUUUCGAAGUUCGAUUGUGUUUUGCAUAAUUCUACAGCUGCCACAAGCGGUCGCCGAUCGAACUCCUGCUGUAUCUCUGGACAAGCAUGUGCUGCACGGUGUCGCAAUCAAAACCUCUACGUGUCGCUGCUGAUGCAGACCAGUGGCCUCUCCUACAUCACCAACUGCGAGGAGUACGUGGUGUCACUCCUGUUUGCUCAGAAUGUGAGUGCAUGUCAGCACCUAUCAGAUCCAGAGCCAACAGAGGGCCUUUGCUCUCUCAGCUGCUAUGCACGUAUGCCUGGGAACAGUACGGAUGAUACCUACCCAACGCUGCCACCCAGCACAACUCCCACAUCAACAUCAACGCUGCGCCCUCCAGGGGUGGGCCAAGCCACUACUACAACCCCCGGGAGCACGACUACCUCCGUGACUCCUCGGCCUGGGGUUGCGCAGACCUCUGUCGGGUACACCCUUUGGCCAAGACGGCCAAGCUGUGCCCUGGUGAUUUCACUGGUCUUCCUGAUGACCGGGUGA